Pecten maximus is the source of this 2296-nucleotide messenger RNA. RefSeq names its product steroid 5-alpha-reductase DET2-like. Gene Ontology annotation, molecular function: oxidoreductase activity, acting on the CH-CH group of donors. The transcript has 10 exons. Gene Ontology annotation, biological process: lipid metabolic process. The record is from RefSeq and is a predicted model, not a curated record. The coding region runs from base 61 to 1077 and encodes 338 amino acids. Lineage: Eukaryota; Metazoa; Mollusca; Bivalvia; Pectinida; Pectinidae.
GUUAAGUUACUGAAAACCGGAAAUGGGCAGAGGACACAUCCGUAUUACCGUAUUAUAUCCAUGAUCCUUCAGACGCUUUCGCUUAGAGGGUAUAUAUCAGCACACAAUAAGCUUUUGGUUGACAGAGACAAAGGAAAAAUUCGUCUGUUUACAAAAGUGCAGCAUGACUUUUCAGGUAGGCGGCUACAGUAUAAUAGCUCAUCGGUAAACUGUGAUGAUAUUGGUCUGCGUUACCUUGAUACAGAUGUUACCUUGGGGAUCCCGUGGACGCUUUAUGAAGAUGACAGCUCCCGGUUCUGGGUUCACUAUGGGCUGGUCAUUCUAGGAUUUGUGUUGGCUAUCAUUACAGCGGUGGCCCAGUGGAGUAACCCAGCACCUUAUGGCAAACAUGAAAACAGUGAUUUGAACUGGGGUCCAAUGAUUCCGCAGCGCUUAGGACACAUUCUGUCAGAUGCUACUCCUGGUGUUUUCCUUUUCCUUUUAGUAUUCUUUCUGUAUGGAGAUACAAGGCGCUACACCAACUAUGUGUUUUUAUCUAUGUUCCUUUGUCACUAUGUACAACGUGGUAUCAUACACCCUCUAAUAAUGAAUUACAGGAACACCAAGGUGCCUAUUGGAAUAACACUUGGAGGAUUUUUCCCCAAUUGUAUCUUCCAUUUCAUCAAUGCUGAUUUUGUUGGGUCAGCUGUUUUUGACAUGAACUACUUUUAUGAUCCCAGAUUCAUCAUUGGGGUACUGCUUUUCUUAUCUGGCUUCAUCAUCAAUCGCUGGGCUGAUUGGAAACUCAAGUCACUCCGCAAUACUAAAGGUGAAGAUCAAAAUCUUAAAGACGGGUGUACAGGAUAUUAUAUUCCAUUCGGUGGCCUGUUUGAGCUGAUCAGCUGUCCUAAUUACUUUGGAGAACUUGUGGAAUGGCUAGGAUGGACGAUAGCUACAUGGUCACUCUCUGGACUUGUGUGGUGCUUGUUCUCUGCUGCAACCUUUUUCCCUCGCUCACAGCAUAACCACAAAUGGUACAAACAGCAGUUUGAGUUAUAUCCAAGGAACAGAAAGGCCCUAAUUCCAUACAUUUUCUGAGGAGAUAUUCCAUACAUUUUCUGAGGAGAAAAUCCAUACAAUUCCCGAGGAGAUAUUUCAUACAUUUCCUGAGAAGAGAUUCAAUACAUUUCCUGCGAAGAGAUCCCAUACAUGUCCUAGGGAGAGAUUCCAUGCAUUUCCUGAGGAGCGGUUCCAUACAUUUCCUGGGGAGAUAUUCCAUACAUUUCCUGAGGAGAUAUUCCAUACAUUUCCUGAGGAGAUAUUCCAUACAUUUCCUGAGGAGAUAUUCCAAACAUUCUCUGAAGAGAUAUUCUGUGCAUUUUCUGGUGACAGCAAAUCCAUGAAUACUCUGAAUUGCUAAGAAUCUUAUGUCAUUUCAGUGACAAAACUAAACGUAUUUGUGGUUGAGUGAGUAAAGGGAAGAUUAGGUAGGGGGAAAGUUCUGAUUCAGAAAUAAUGCUUAAUUUAAUUAAUAACCUGGUAUUGGAUUUCUACCCCUACUUACAAGUUAUAGGGACCUUCAUCAUUAUUUAUACACCCACAUAAGUUAGUGACUUUAGUUCAUUAUAUAUACACCUAUAUAACUUAGUGACUUUAGUUUAUCAUUAUAAUUAUAUACACCUUUAUAAAUAAGAGACUUUAGUCAUCAUGAUAUAUACACCUUUAUAAGUUAGAGACUUUAGUCAUCAUGAUAUAUACAACCGUAUAAGUUAAUGACUUUAGUCAUCAUGAUAUAUACACCUACAUAAGUUAGUGACUUAAGUUCAUCAGUAUAUAUACACCUACAUAAGUUAGUGACUUAAGUUCAUCAGUAUAUAUACACCUACAUAAGUUAGUGACUUUAAUUCAUCAUUAUAUAUACACCUACAUAAAUUAGUGACUUUAGUCAUCAUUAUAUAUACACCUUUAUAAGUUAAUGACUUUAGUCAUCAUUAAAUAUACACCUUUAUAAGUUAGUGACUUAAGUUCAUCAGUAUAUAUACACCUACAUAAGUUAGUGACUUUAGUCAUCAUUAUAUAUACACCUUUAUAAGUUAGUGACUUAAGUUCAUCAGUAUAUAUACACCUACAUAAGUUAGUGACUUAAGUUCAUCAGUAUAUAUACACCUAUAUAAGUUAGGAACUUAAGUUCAUCAGUAUAUAUUUACCAUUGUAUGGCACUGCCACUAUAUAACCCUACCAAUUCAGUUGCGAGUUCACCAGCUUAUGAACUGCCAACUGAAAUUUGAAAAUUAAAAAAAAAAAUCGCACGACAAAU